Messenger RNA from Caenorhabditis briggsae, 438 nucleotides. It is a transcript of the gene Cbr-sdhd-1, whose product is annotated as Protein CBR-SDHD-1. Bases 1 to 438 code for a protein of 145 amino acids. The transcript is spliced from 3 exons. Lineage: Eukaryota; Metazoa; Nematoda; Chromadorea; Rhabditida; Rhabditidae. Gene Ontology annotation, biological process: mitochondrial electron transport, succinate to ubiquinone; tricarboxylic acid cycle. The record is from RefSeq and is a predicted model, not a curated record. Gene Ontology annotation, cellular component: mitochondrial envelope; membrane. Gene Ontology annotation, molecular function: heme binding; ubiquinone binding.
AUGGCUGCCUCUCUCCGUCAUAUGGCUCACUUCCAAAAGGCUCUCCUCGUAGCUAAAACAGCCCCACGACUUUCUACAAUCGUUCGUGCCACUUCAACCUUGAAUGAUGGAGCCAGCAAAGUUCCGGACCACUCGAUGCAUUUCAAGCUCGAACGUCUCUGGGCCGUCGGAAUGCUCCCAAUUCUCCCAGCAUCCUACUUCAUCCACGGACCAGUCAUGGAUGCAGUUCUGACUGUCGCUCUCACUCUCCAUAUUCAUUGGGGAAUCCACGGAGUCGUCUACGACUACGCUCGUCCAUAUGUGAUCGGAGAGGCUGCUGCCAAGGCUGCACACAUCGGAGUCUACCUCAUCACUGGACUCUUGCUCGCUGGUCUUCUUCACUUCAAUACCAACGACGUCGGAAUCACCAAGGCUUUCGAACUCGUCUUCUCUCUUUAA